UGCGGCGUGAUCAUUGUGAAGCACGUGUUCCAGUAAAUAGUAACCUGCCAGCUCGAUCUGCUGAUCCGUCAUAUGAGUGAAUGAUCUGCAACAUGGCGAGGCUGCUGCUAGCGCUGUGUCUCCUCUCCUGUGUUUCAGCCGGCAGGUAUUUCAACGAAGACCGACCCUGCUACAAGCCAGCAGUGAGAAAGAACCCGUUUGGAGUCAGCACUGCCCCCCGCCCUCAUGAGUAUCUCAAUAUGGACGAGCUGCCCAAAGCCUGGGACUGGAGGAACAUCGAGGGGAAGAACUACGUGAGCACGACCCGGAACCAGCACAUCCCCCAGUACUGCGGCUCCUGCUGGGCCCACGGCAGCACCAGCGCCUUAGCAGACCGUAUCAACAUCAAGCGGAAAGGCGCCUGGCCCUCGGCCUACAUCUCUGUGCAGAACGUCAUUGACUGCGGGCAGGCGGGCUCGUGCGAGGGGGGCGAUCACUCAGGGGUGUGGGAGUACGCACACAGCCAUGGCAUCCCAGACGAGACCUGCAACAACUACCAGGCCAAAGACCAGGAAUGCACCCCCUUCAACCAGUGUGGCACUUGCACUACGUUCGGAGUGUGCAACGUCAUCAAGAACUACACCCUGUGGAAGGUGGACGACUACGGAGCUGUGAGCGGCAGGGACAAGAUGAUGGCAGAGAUCUACGCCAGGGGCCCCAUCAGCUGUGGUAUUAUGGCAACUAAGAAGCUGGAUGCCUACACAGGAGGGCUCUACACAGAGUACAACCCCCAACCCUCCAUCAACCACAUUGUGUCGGUGGCAGGCUGGGGGCUGGAUGAAAACGGUGAUGAAUUCUGGAUUGUCCGCAAUUCCUGGGGCGAGCCAUGGGGUGAGAAAGGCUGGCUGAGAAUCGUCACUAGUGCUUACAAAGAUGGCAAAGGAAAUGAGUAUAACCUGGCUAUCGAGGAAGACUGUGCCUACGGGGAUCCUGUAGUGCCCGCCAAUUACAUUUAGAAACACUCGCUAAGAUUUUACAAAUGAUUAUGCAGGUACAUAAUUAAAACAAAUACCUUUUUAAGGUGGUUUUUUUUUUUAAAUAUAGGACUAAAGGACGUCCUUGCUAUGCAAUAAUGAAAGGGAACUCCAUUCAGAACAGUGUGUUGCUUUGACGUUUCUGAACUGUAGUGGUCAGUUGCUAAGCUUUUUUUUUAAUUAAAUGCCAAAGUGCUUGUCCAUGGCUUUUUAAUUUGCUACAGUAAUCUAUGUAUUUCUGAUCAGCACAGGUAACAUGCCAAUUGUCUUUUUGUUACAUUUUCAUGCAGUCACUCUGCGGUCUAAGAGACUCUUCACAACUGCUUUCAUGGCAAUGAUAUUGUCUGCAUCACAUCUCACUGUUAACAGAGAUUCAAUUAGCACUACAAUCCCAUUCUGUAAACCACUGUGCAUUGCCAGAGUACUGUUAGCUCCAGGUUACCUCCACUCUCAUUUGGAUCAGAAAUGUAUUGGAAGCCCCUGGAAUGCCUGAAAGAUAAAAUGACAAUCGCUAUGCUGCUUGUAUUAUAAAAUCAAACAGAUUUCAGGAACAGGACAUCCAGGUCUAGUUAAUGUAGUAACAACGAAGGAUGGAACUACAAUGGGGACUUUUAUCUGCCCCCAUGAUGCACUGAUUACAAAAUUAAAUUAUGCAAUAUAUAUUUUUAAAACAUAUCUGAAUAUUGUUUGAUUGUAAGACAAUUGCAUCUGAAUAAAAUCUAGAAAUAUUA
Messenger RNA from Acipenser ruthenus (sterlet), 1744 nucleotides. Its product is annotated as cathepsin Z-like. Gene Ontology annotation, cellular component: lysosome. The transcript is spliced from 6 exons. Bases 81 to 995 code for a protein of 304 amino acids. Gene Ontology annotation, molecular function: cysteine-type endopeptidase activity. NCBI's taxonomy places the organism in Eukaryota, Metazoa, Chordata, Actinopteri, Acipenseriformes, Acipenseridae. The record is from RefSeq and is a predicted model, not a curated record.